UUAAUUAAAUCAGUUGAAUCCAAUCGAAUGAUUGAUCCAAUAACCCUUGGUUAUCCUUCAAAUCCUAAACCAGUAAACCCUACAGCUGAGAAAGCCAAACCAUCAACCAUGAACAUGGAUAGGAUCAGUUUCUUACCCGACUCUAUCCUUUGCGACAUUCUCUCAUACCUCCCAACAAAACAAGCUGUAUCCACCAGCAUCCUCUCUCGCAGGUGGCGCCAUGUUUGGAAGGAUCUACAAGUCCUUGACAUAGAGGAUAGACCCUUUUGGUCCCGUCGGGGAUAUCGGUUUGAUUCAUAUGUGAAUGCUAUUCUAUCUCAGCGCAGUGCAAAUUACCCUAUCAAAAAGUUUCGCCUCACUUCCUAUAAUAGUUCAGAGGAUCUCAUCUUAACAUGGCUUGAUGCCGUCAUUGGUCCCCAUCUCCAGGAACUCUAUCUCUUCAUUGGUUUAAUGAGGAGAAUCAAGUUGCCUGAAUCUAUAUUCACUUGUGUAUCACUCAAGUCCCUUGUUUUGAAACGUUAUAGUCAUUUGAAUUAUUAUCCAGAGUUUCCAAAUGUUUAUCUGCCAUCCCUCAAGAAUCUAGAGUUGGAUAUCGUCUCUGUGGACCCCAGCAAGCUUUUAUCCAGCUGCCCUGUUCUUGAAGUUCUUAAGCUCAUUCUACAGAACACGACCCAAGAAGGUUUUCAUGUUUAUGUACCUACAAUCCAGAUGCCUCGCACAUUGAAAAGUUUAACCUUUGAAGAUUACACUAGCUUGAUGGAAGAGAUUAACGUUCGGGAAAUAUACACUCCAUUUCUUGAAUACCUGCAUAUGAGAACGGUGGCCUCGGCGAACUCUGAGCUACAGGUAUCAGUUAUCAAUUUUCCCAACAUGGUGGAGGCACAUCUUGAUCUUUGUCAUGAAAGUGUUGAGCAUGGGGCUUGGGUGCCCAAGCUCUUCAAGGCACUCCGCGAAACAAAAUUGUUGGCAUUGAAAUAUGAAACAACACAGUGCUUAUUUAGUGCUCCAGCUUUCGAGUUUCCAGAAUUUCACCGUUUGCUCAAUCUAGAGCUUGAUGUUCCAUGUUUCAACACAAACUUCCUGCUAAACUUCCUUCAUAAUUGUCAUGUACUUGAAGCUCUUGUAAUUUGUAUUUGGAAGCGAGCAUAUGCUCACCCUGUGGAAUAUAAUGGGCCAAGACCACCAAGCAUGGUUCCCAAUUGUUUGACAUCACAUCUCAGGAGUUUUGAGUUUAGAGGAUAUCAAGACUCUACAGAUGAGCGUGAAUUUAUUGCAUAUCUUUUACAAAGAGGACUUGUUUUGAAGACCGUGACAAUUCAUCUUAAAUCUGAUUUCGACCUAGAGACAAAGUACAUUAUUGUCAAGGGAUUAUCUGCUAUACCGAGGGGCUCUCCAAUAUGUCAGCUUAAUUUCAUUGACCACAAUCAUGGUUGAUGGCAACUCUACUCUCUGGGCAACUGACAAACGUUUGAUUGUUUUACGGUUUACGUACACAAACAUGUUGGCUGCAAUUUGACAAUGUUGCUAGAUUAAAGCACUAUAUAGUAUAUAUUGACUAUUGUGUAUGAAUUUCUGUUUUUGAAAGAUGUUGGGAAGUUAAGACCAAGUUAACCACUGCAUAUUAUUGUACUCUUCUGAUGUUAUCUACGGUUCAA
This is a messenger RNA of Arachis stenosperma, 1655 nucleotides long. RefSeq names its product putative FBD-associated F-box protein At5g56820. NCBI's taxonomy places the organism in Eukaryota, Viridiplantae, Streptophyta, Magnoliopsida, Fabales, Fabaceae. The transcript is spliced from 4 exons. The record is from RefSeq and is a predicted model, not a curated record. Gene Ontology annotation, molecular function: protein binding. Bases 28 to 1434 code for a protein of 468 amino acids.